Molecule: messenger RNA, 542 nt
Organism: Ectocarpus sp. CCAP 1310/34
Lineage: Eukaryota; Phaeophyceae; Ectocarpales; Ectocarpaceae
Source: the annotation of a GenBank genome assembly
AUGGAGCGUCGACGCAGGCGGAAGCGCGAAACGCGAACAUCUACUACAACAGAUGGCGGGCUUGUGGGGCGGGCGGGUCAAGUAUCGCGCCCGCUCCACCGCAACAGCACCUGCACGGCUUCAGUCUCACGGAAAAGGGCGGCGGUGUGGUGACAUCUCGCGGUUGUUUAGCUAUGCACAUGCAAUUUCAAAUUUGCGAACCCUGCACAAGGGUGGAUUGAGGGAGUUUUUCCAACGUCCCGUUGUUUUUCCGAACGGCAGCUACACGUUGGCUAACGUAUGCAUACGCUUUUUGGGGUGGAACCUUGCGGAAGACUGGACUUAAAGCAGCGGUGUUGUUUUCAUUUCUUGUCGAACCUUUCGGUACUCACAAAUCCUCAGAUCCUUCUCCCUAAAACUGUGUGCAACGUGACCUACUGCUGUACAGCCCUGCACAGCAGUCCGUUGAGUUGCGACAGCCUUGUCCCAGGUUCCUCUUGUUCCGGGCGGUAGCUACAGUAGCUGUGCAGGCGCGGGUAUCAUUCAUCAACCAUCAGCAUAUC